This is a messenger RNA of Poecilia reticulata (guppy), 3308 nucleotides long. RefSeq names its product phospholipase D2 (gene pld2). Gene Ontology annotation, cellular component: plasma membrane region; intracellular membrane-bounded organelle. Gene Ontology annotation, molecular function: D-type glycerophospholipase activity; phosphatidylinositol binding. The record is from RefSeq and is a predicted model, not a curated record. Gene Ontology annotation, biological process: intracellular signal transduction; regulation of vesicle-mediated transport; phosphatidic acid biosynthetic process. Lineage: Eukaryota; Metazoa; Chordata; Actinopteri; Cyprinodontiformes; Poeciliidae.
CCCGAGUAACUGAUCUGAGUUUUGUUUUAGUGAACAAGCAGAAAAGCCCAUCCUAAACCAGCUCUUUAAAUAUUUACACAGAGGGCUCUCAUCACAUUUCCACCCCUUCAUGCUGUCCCCAUGUUCGGCCAAUGGGAGGGACUAAACGAGUGCAUCACCUCAACUACAGGGUGACAUUUUCACACUGGUUGGAAAACGAUGAAAUAAUGGUGUGAAAUGCGCAGAUUUUGACACAAAUGUUUGGAGUGUGGAUGUGGACUGGGCUGCGGCUGUAAUUAAACACGAGGAGCUUGACCUUUCUACAAUAGCGCCAUGUCUGGUCCAGAUGAUGAGAUCGAGCCUGCAGCUGUGAGCUCAGCUGUACCGCGCCUCAACAAGAGGCGCUUCUCGCACGACCGCUAUGACCUGAAACUAGAUGAACUAGACAGCCUCCUAAAAAAAACCGAGGGCCGUCCUUUUACAAUAAUUCAUCGUCUGCCUGAAAUUAAAGAAAUGGAUCUACCUUACUUAAUGCCUGGUACUCCUAUUACAUGCAAUGUGGACAACACAGAGAAACACACUAGUCGAUCAAAGGUGCGUGUACGAAACCUGUACACGGUGAAGUUAACUCAUGGACCCUUUCACUGGGUAGUAAAGCGGAAGUACAAGCACUUUCAGGAGCUUCACCGAGACCUUUACAAACACAAGAUGAUGCUUCACUUUAUACCCACUAGAAGGGCUGAGAAGGAAAGGCAGCAGCUGAGGGAAAUGUCAGAGGAAAUGCCCAGCCUACAUGGGACAGAACGCGCGAGAGGAGCCUCAAGCAAAACGAAAUACCUUGAAGAGUACCUGAACAAUCUGCUGGAGAACGGAUUCUGUAGAAAUGAUCGCAGCAUGCUUGAAUUCCUCUCCGUCGGUGCUCUCUCCUUUGUCACUGAUCUGGGACCAAAAGGCCUGGAGGGGCCGAUCAUUAAGAGGUCGGGUGGUCAUCGUGUUCUGGGUCUGAACUGCAUCGGCCACCAUCGGGUGUGUUUUAGCUGGUCGCACCGAUGGCUGGUGGUCAAAGACUCCUUCCUUUUGUAUAUGAGCCGUGACAACAGUGAAAUCAACUUCGUGCUGCUUUUUGACCCCGAGUUUGAGGUGAAAGUGGAUAGUGCAGAGACUGGAACAGAGUACGGAGUCUGCAUUAAGAACUUCACACGGGACUUGAUCAUCAAGUGCAGAAGCUACAGACAAAGCCAGUGGUGGACUCAUGAAAUCAACCAGCUGGCUCAGUCCUGUGACUUUCUGAAAGUCCACCGCUUCCAAGGCUUUGCUCCACCGCGAGAAGACACUCUUACUAAAUGGUAUGUGAAUGGGAAAGAUUACUUUGCAGACCUGGCUGAUGCCCUUGAAGAAGCAAAGCAGGAGAUUUUCAUCACAGAUUGGUGGCUGAGCCCGGAAAUUUUCCUAAAGAGACCUGCCACUGACAACUGCUGGAGACUGGAUGAGAUACUGAAACGGAAAGCAGAACAAGGAGUCAAGGUUUGUGUCCUGCUUUACAAGGAGGUGGAGAUGGCACUUGGCAUCAAUAGCGACUACAGCAAACGGAGUCUGAUGAACAUGCACCCAAACAUCAAGGUGAUGCGACAUCCAGACCACGUUUCAUCUGCGGUGGUCUUGUGGGCUCACCAUGAGAAGAUGGUUGCCAUCGACCAGACGGUGGCGUUUGUUGGGGGACUCGACCUGGCGUUUGGGAGAUGGGACGACAGAGAGUAUCGGCUGGCCGACCUGGGUCAGGCAGAAAUGCUAAACGGGGACACGGGGGAGCAUUCAAACAAAGAUGCAACUGACAAUGGUGUGGCUGAUGGCCAGAAUGCAGGUAACCAAAYAAAACAGAAUCCAACUAACCUGGCUGGUAACACUAAACUGUGGCUUGGCAAGGACUACAGCAACUUCAUCAAGAAAGACUGGACCCUGCUGGACAGGCCUUUUGAAGACAACAUUGACCGCACUAAAGUUCCUCGCAUGCCUUGGCGUGACCUGGCUACAGCUGUGCACGGCAAAGCUGCCAGGGAUGUUGCYAGACACUUCAUUCAGCGCUGGAACUUUACUAAGAUCUUCAAGGUCAAGUACAAGGAUAACUUCUACCCCUAUCUUCUCCCCAAGUCUCACACUGAGGCAGACUUGUUGCCAUUUAUUGUUCCUGGAUCCCAGAAAGCCAAAGUUCAGGUGCUGCGCUCUUCCGAACGCUGGUCAACCGGAAGCAGUGAGAACUCGAUCCUUCAGGCUUACAUACACACCAUUGAGAACAGCGAGCACUACAUCUACAUUGAGAACCAGUUCUUCAUCAGCUGUGCRGAGGACAAGGUCGUCCAAAAUAAGAUCGGGGAUGCAAUCGUAGAUCGAAUCCUGCGAGCACACAGAGAGCAGAAGAAGUACAGGGUGUUUGUGGUGAUUCCUUUGCUUCCUGGCUUCGAGGGAGACAUUACCACUGGAGGUGGAAAUGCAAUUCAAGCCAUUAUGCACUUCACUUACAGGACUAUGUGCCGYGGAGAUCACUCGAUUCUGUCAAGGCUCAGUGAGGUGAAGGACCAGUGGACUGAGUACAUCACAUUUUGUGGCCUCAGAACGCAUUCCCGGCUCUCCGAGAAGCUGGUCACAGAGCUGAUUUACGUUCACAGCAAGGCGCUCAUUGCUGAUGACCGCCGAUAUAUAAUUGGAUCAGCCAACAUCAAUGACCGCAGCAUGCUGGGCAGCCGAGACAGCGAGCUGGCAGUGCUGGUGGAAGAUGAAGAGAGGGUCCCAUCCGUCAUGGGAGGACAGGAAUACGAAGCAGGACCGCUUGCGCUUGCUCUGCGCAAAGAGUGCUUCAGGGUUCUGACUGGAGCAACUUCAGACCCCAGCAUCAACAUUGACGACCCAAUCAGCGACGACUUCUUCUUCCUYACUUGGAAUGAAACGGCAAAACGUAACGCCAUCAUUUACGACAAGGUUUUCAGAUGCCUUCCCUGUAACAGUGUUCACAACUUGCUUCUGCUGAAGAACUACGGCUCUCUAGAACGCCUAUGCGACACAGACCCCGAGCAGGCGGCAGAGGAGCUGAAGGCCAUCCGAGGACUGCUGGUUCACUUUCCGUUGAAAUUCCUGUGCGAGGAAAACCUGCAGCCUCCUCGGAACAGUAAAGAAGGGAUGGCUCCUACAGACCUUUGGACGUAACCACAUGUCUGUCUAGAUCAGGCCACUACAACACUGAUACAAUCGUUGCUAACCUGUACCUAAAUCCCAGCACACAAAACGAACUGUAACACCAGCUCCCACAUUAAAACAGUUUAUGGGUCGAUCCUAAA